AUGGGAAGAGCAGGCCCACACCUGCGUUGGAACAGAAUACUGACUACCAGUUUCACGUUCAACCACAGCAACUACGUGGAGCAGAUCAACCAGAUCACCAUAAACAAAGAGGAGAACAUCACCAAGGAGGAGAUGACUCAAGCCCGAGCAGUUUUGGGAGCAAUCCAACGGAGAGCGAUCCAAAGCGGACCUCAACAUUCCGCAAAGCUUCCCGUUCGCAGAGACAUCUUGCACCAGAUCAACAAAUUUUGCCGCGAAGUCCACGCUCAACGGUUUCAGUCCACUGCCAUCAAGAACUUAGGCAUUCGAGGUGGCUACAUGUUUGCCAUGGUGGACGCGGCGUUUCUCCGUGGACAGAAAGGGAUUGCCAACCCCAUCUCAUGGAGGAGCGGCAAACUCCAGCGUGUUGCCAAAUCUUCCCUCUCUGCUGAGAUUCAGGAGCUGAACCUUCGAAAGCCUGAAGAGGCAACUUCAAAGAUCGCUGGUGCGUGCAUCAUCGACACCAAGUCGGUCUACGAUGCCUUCUACAAAGGCGAAUGUGCAAGCUCUGGUAUUUCCCUGAAGGAGAAGCAUGCGGCUUUGGAUCUCCUGGCCAUCACCGAGAAACUUCGAAGGCAAAACACUGCCUUACUGUGGGUGGCUUCUGGUGCGCAAUUGGCCGACGGCCUUACCAAAGCUGCAGCUGCCGAAGCUCUACUUUACUUUCCACAGCGAGGGCAGCUCCGGGUGGUGAAGAAGGACCCUGAGUUCAUAGCUGCAAAGAAGAAGGCAAAACGCCUUGUAGGAACAGCAUAUCUGAAAUUGCCAGAUCUCACGUGGCAAAACAACUGA
Messenger RNA from Cladocopium goreaui, 831 nucleotides. NCBI's taxonomy places the organism in Eukaryota, Dinophyceae, Suessiales, Symbiodiniaceae. The record is from the annotation of a GenBank genome assembly.